This is a messenger RNA of Paramisgurnus dabryanus, 1418 nucleotides long. It is a transcript of the gene emp3a, whose product is annotated as epithelial membrane protein 3a (MAM blood group). Lineage: Eukaryota; Metazoa; Chordata; Actinopteri; Cypriniformes; Cobitidae. The record is from RefSeq and is a predicted model, not a curated record. Gene Ontology annotation, cellular component: plasma membrane.
GCCCACAUUCCUCUGUGGACCGCUUUUCCCAGCCGGACCGUGGAGAGAGUGAGUGUGGAGGAGGAGAGGAGGAGUCCAGCUGUACAGAAGGAGAAAUAACAAAUCAUCUCACAAAGAAGGGGUUUUAGAAGAUUGUCUUUGUACAAUUACACGAGGACCCCAAAAUGGCGUUCCUGUUGAUGACAGUUACUGUUCUGCAUUUGGUCACCCUGGCUAUGCUUUUUAUUGCCACCAUGGAGAAGUCCUGGUAUUCCUGGGGAGACAUUGAGAACACAGAUCUGUGGUAUAAAUGCACCUUUGAAAACGCCACUGGGACCUGGAUGUGCGCGACAGCCAAUCAAAGUGAUUGGCUGCAGUCAGUCCAGGCCCUCAUGAUCUUGUCUGUGGUCCUGUCUUCGAUCUCAUUCAUGGUAUUUCUCUGCCAGCUCUUCACCAUGUCUAAAGGAGGUCUUUUCUACUUCACUGGGUUAUGUCAAUUGUUUUCAGGUUUUGCAGCCUUUGCAGCUGUGCUUAUUUACACUUUUCAAAGGAAGGCGAUUCUUCAGGAUGCUCGUGAGCUGGAGAUGGGUCAUUUCGGUUACUGUUACAUACUGGCGUGGGUCUGUGUGCCUCUCUUACUUGUUAGUGGAGGCCUUUAUGUCCACCUGCGCAAACGGGCCUAAAAUCACACGCGCACACAUAGUUAAAAUUAUGCUGCAGAAGUUUCAUGUGAAGCUGUAGUUUUGUCUAAAAAAAUCAGGUUAUGAUAUAUCUUGCUCUUUUAAAUAAUUUACACUGCAAAAAAAUGAUUUUCAAGAAAAAAAAUUCUUAGUAUUUUUGUCUUGUUUUCAGUAAGCUAAUUUUUCUUGAAUUUCUCUUGUAUUUAGUGUUUAAGAAAAAUGUUCAAGAUUUUUUUGCUUACCCCAUUGGCAGAUUUUUUUUGCUUGUUUUAUGCACAAAAUCACUUAAAUUUUAUAUUUUUGGUCUAAAAACUAGACUUCUUUUCUUGGGUCAUUUUGCUCAUCAAGAAAAAUACAUCUUAAUGUAAGAAUUUUUAGAUAUUUUUACUGAAAACAUGUACAAAAUACUAAAAAAAUUUUUACUUGAAAAUCUUUUUUGCAGUGUAUGAUCUUAAUUCAGCACUGCAAAAAAAUUAGUAUGUUAGUAUUUUUGUCUUGUUUUAAAAAAACAUUCAAAAAAAAUCCUAAAUUAAGAUGUAUUUUACUUGAUGAGCAAAAUGACCCAAGAAAAUAAGUCUAGUUUUUAGACCAAAAAUAUACAAUUUAAGUGAAUUUAUGCUUAAAACAAGCAAAAAAAAUCUGCAAAUGGAAUAAGAAAAAUUAGCUUGAAAAUUUUUUUCUUUUUCAAAGACUUUUUUGUUCCAUUGUCAGAUUUUUUUCUUGUUUUAAGCACAAAUUCGCUUAAAUUGUAUAUUUUUU